CCUGCAGCGUAUGUCAGAGAAACUAUACAGGGGACAGUUGUGACAUAACUUGCCCCAACUGUCGUCGUGGGAUGUGUACACGGGGACGGCUGUACCGAUGGCUGCCGGUGGGGGUAUUACGGAAAGUUCUGUGGCAACAAAUGUAGGACCAUGUGCUUGGAACCCUCUGACAACAGCGCAGAGUCAGUCAGGGACAUGUGCGUCAGGGAUAAUGGGAGUUGUCUGAACGGUUGCAAAGAUGGACAUUUCGGAGAACGGUGCCAGCACAGGUGUAACACCAACUGCAGAGCCUGCCAACAGACAAGCGGACACUGCACUGGUAGAUGCAACGAUGGCCACUACGGCGAGAGCUGCGAACACAACUGCCGCAACUGUAAACACGACAAAUGUUCCAACGAUGGACUUUGCUACCAAUGUCUAGAUGGUUAUUACGGGAAGAACUGCAACAGACAAUGUGAUCUUAUAUGCACGUCCUGUGAGAGGUACAAUGGGGUCUGUCAGCCACAAAACCUGACUGGCGAUGAUGGCGGCACUGUACCCAAGGUUCCACAAGUGGUCACCAGAACCCCGACACAGAGCCAGAGGACAGCAAUGGAUAGUUAUGGUCCUGAAAUCAAGUCAGCGGAAACGAAAUCGGAAGAGUCGAGGGGUCUACCAUCCUUCGUGAUCUGGCUGUGCGUCGCCUUGGGUGUUCUGACCGUCAUCUCCCUGGCCACCAUCGGCAUCUGCUGCAACAGAGCAAAGAACAGGCGAAGGAAGAAAAACAUCGCUCUCCUGACCCGUAGUAUAAGUCACAGGAAUGACCCCAUCCCGGAGGUGCCUUCUCCAGUAAGAACCAAUGUCUUCAGUAAUGACUAUGAUGAAAUACCUGAAAUGUCUGAUGAAUUCUCUGGUAGGAGACAAGUUUAUGUCGAUGAAGGUCAGAAUGUUCUGAGAGUUGGAGUGGCUCACUCUGUUGUGGACACUGCCAACGUAGGCGGGAUAAUGACCAGGGACGGUGUGAGGACAGGAAAGGAUGUUAAAUACCUGUCUGUUACUGAUGUUGUAACCACAGAGGGAUACAUUGACCUCAUAGGGUGAUUGAUAGGCAACUGCAUAUACUUCAGUCAUGAUGUGUGGACAUGAUUUGCUUUUUAUGUUUCCUUUCAAUAUCCCGCCUUCAUUAUUGUUUUUAUAUAUUUUACUGUUCACGUUGUAGUUAACAAUACUCCAGCUGUACAACGACGCUAUACAAAUCUGGAUCAGGCAAAACCAGUGGUCGAUGUCAUGAGCACCGAUCCACGUAAUUAGGAUACGAUGCGUGCAAUCAGUCCAUUGACCAAACCUUAAUACAGGUCGUGGGCGGCUAAUAUGCCUUCCCGGAAUCCCCGGUGCAUAAAGGCCAUAUUGAUUUCCUUUCUGAGUUGAAUUGAUGGUGAGAAAUAAAUGCAGUCCCUGGUUUUGUGAAUAAAGUAGUAAAGUCAAUGUAAGUAAAUGAGCAUGUUUAUGUUAUGUCAAACUGAGAAACAUUAAACACAGGUAGGGUGUUAUGAUAUGCAAGAAUCGGUUGUUGUACAGAUGCAGUCCGAUGUUGUUUAAAUAUCAUAUUUUGUAUUAAGUAAUAUACGAUAAUGUCCAUAAGUAACUGGUUCAGUAUGCAGGUCUGGAGAAGAUGUGCCCAUGUAUAUAAUGUAGUAUUGUGUGAUCUGGCCCUGAUUUCUCGAAACAAACUUACGUUUUUACUCAAAUUUCAAACUGAGUUUGACAACUUGAAACAGCUGUAUUUUUAACUCAACUGCAUUAUUUACAUAAACAAGCCCUAACAACUUAACAUCUAUCCACCAAACUCAAAUGUCUACUAUGUUUGAGUUUAACAUCGAUUUUAGUUCAUUCUGGGAAAUACAUUUUCUCAGAUUUGAGCAAAACCUCUAACUUAAGUCAAAACUCAGACUUAAGUUUAUUUCGAGAAAUCGGGGCCUGGACAAGCAUAGCAAUAUAUUCCAAUUAUCUGGUUUGCCUAUGUUUUGUACAUAAUCUUCAACAUAAUUGAGUACAUAUCUAUUGACAGGAAUGUUGUUUUAUUGAUCUAUACUAUAACCUGUGCAUAUGCAGUCGAAUUUGUUUAAUGUAAGAUGUGCUUAUGUGCUUUAUUAUUAUCAUGAUAUUUUUGUAAUAAACAGAGCAUUUUGUAAAGUCAAAUACUGCUGUCUAUUUUCUCUCUUACAAAAUGCCAAAUACACCUGCACGGUUGAGGUUCGUGAACAGGGUGUUAGGUUAACAGGGCAAUUGUGUUCUGUAGGAAAUCUAGUAUGACC
Haliotis rubra (blacklip abalone) is the source of this 2294-nucleotide messenger RNA. RefSeq names its product scavenger receptor class F member 2-like. Lineage: Eukaryota; Metazoa; Mollusca; Gastropoda; Lepetellida; Haliotidae. Bases 151 to 1080 code for a protein of 309 amino acids. The record is from RefSeq and is a predicted model, not a curated record. The transcript has 4 exons.